AUGGCGCAAACCAACCUGCCCAGCUACUAUGCGCGAGGCCACUCCGACUACACCAUCGCAACACAUCUUCGACGCAAGGCGGAGACAGAUGCCGCCUUUCUGCUGCCCUACAUCAAGUUGACGGACCACAUUCUCGAUGUAGGCUGCGGGCCGGGGACCAUAACGACAAGCCUGGCCAAGUAUGCCCCUCAAGGCACGACGAUUGGUGUCGACAUUUCGCCAGACGUGCUGCAAAAGGCAAAGACGCUGGCAGACGAAUCCGGCGUCCCCAGUCAAGGACCAGGAUCCGUCUCCUUCGAGGAGGGUAACGUCGUGGACGGGCUUCCCUAUCCCGACAACACGUUUGACGUCGUCUUCAGCUCUCAGGUCAUUGGCCAUCUCCCGCCGCCGGACAUGCCACUCCGGGCCCUGGCCGAGAUGCGGCGGGUCCUGAAGCCGGGCGGGAUCCUCGCCACCCGCGACGGCAUGGGUCACCACUUUUAUCCGCAGAGCCUGGACCUUGAUCGACUGUGGGGUGAGAACCAGCUCCGGGCGUCUCGCCGAGGGGCACCCGAGACGGAUCCUACCGCAACGAUGAUGCCAGCGCUGCUUCGUCGUGCCGGGUUCGACGCUGAUGGGGGAAAGGUCCGCGUUGGGGCUUCGGCCUCGGUGUUCUCGGAGCCGGAGGCUCGUCAACGGCUGGCAUGGCGCGCCGAUGGCCAGCUGCAAAAGGGAGAUCCUUUUUACCAGACUUGGGUGGAUGCUGGCAUUUCGGAGGAGGAGAUUCAGCAAACUCUAGACGCUAUCAGGAAGUGGGCCGAGACGGAGGACGCCUGGCUGGUGAUUCUCCAGUCCGAGAUGCUCGCAUGGAAGUAG
Molecule: messenger RNA, 855 nt
Organism: Trichoderma citrinoviride
Lineage: Eukaryota; Fungi; Ascomycota; Sordariomycetes; Hypocreales; Hypocreaceae
Product: S-adenosyl-L-methionine-dependent methyltransferase
Exons: 1
Coding region: 1-855 (284 amino acids)
Molecular function (GO): S-adenosylmethionine-dependent methyltransferase activity
Source: RefSeq, a predicted model, not a curated record